AUGCUUCAGAGCAGUUUAGGACAGGCACAGCGCUUCAAGAAGCGCGAACGAACGCAGAACUGGGCGUACGAGGAGAAGCACUUUCUGCUGGAGCUGUGCCGCAAGGACAUGCACAUCAUCGAGAACAAGCGGCUCGACAGUGCGCUGACCACGCUGAAGAACCGCGCGUGGAAGAUCAUCCACCAGCAGUUCGCGAUCGCGUUCGGCACCGACCGGAACUGUAACCGGUUAAAGGAGCAGUGGCGCCGGAUGAAAGCGUGCACCCGAGCUGAGAUGCUCGACUACCAGCAGCGGAUACAGCGGUUCGGGCAGGACGUGGCUGACCGGAAGAAACCCAGCCAGUUCACGUUCGAAAUCUGGGAGUUUAUGCAGGAGGCGAAAAAGGUUUGCAAGAACGAGCUGAUGGACGACGUGGACUACUCUAAGAUCAAACUGUCGCUCGAGGAGAACCUCCCGCAGGGUGUGUCGCUCAAGGACUGCAGCGACGAGAACGACGACGAAAGUUCCUCGAUGUGGGAGAAAACGUCGCAGAACAUCUGCGAGGUCCAGAUCAAGGAGGACUCGCAGGACGAGCUAGAGGACUACGAGAAGGGUUCGUCCGCCAAGUACCCGCGGCUGCGGGGCUUCUCGAACGCGUCCACCCCCUUCGGACCGGUGACGUCGGCGGUGGAAGCGACGGCCCAUAGUCGGUUCAACGAGCUGCUGGCGUCCAGCUUCGCCAGUCGGCUAGCCAGUGAGCAUCACCUCAACAACAACAACAACAGUGGCAACAGUGGCGGCCAUUGUAAUAACAACAACAACAACAAUAGCACGGGAAGCGGCAACAAGCUGCUGGUGGACGCCGGGCUGGAUCUGUACAACCGGACGGCAUUCGGCAGCGAAUCGAGCCUGGUCGAUCUGGGAACUUCCGGGCCCGCGAACCUGUCCCAGCUCGACCUCAGCAACACGCUGGAGGCGCUCAACUUGCUCAAAACGCGGUUCAACCGCAUCAGCCAGCUCGGUCAGUGGAAGAACGCCUUUCAGGAGGCACAAAACCUGAGCACCAGUAGCAACAACAACAUCCCGCCGCCGUCCGACUCACCGACUGGCAGUGGCCACAACCACCACGCAGUGGCGGCCGGAAGUGGGCCGGAGCUCGUCAAUGGUGGUCUGCCUAUGCGGGGUGUAUCGCCGCCGAUCCCACCGACGACCGCUGCUGGCGCUGCUGCCCGCAGCCUUUCACGCUGCAUCGAAGUCGAACAGCAGCAACACCAACAGUCCGAGCACGAUCUGCGGAUGGAAAUACUAAGAACUGAUCUCGCGACAGCUAAAAUCAACAAAGAAACGGCCGAACUGAACCGGCAACUGGUGCUGCAGAAACUACGCCGGGUGCAUACCACCGGUAUCGGCAGCCGAGGAGGAGCGCCAGCGGAGGAAGAUGGUGUCGAUGGCGGGGAAGACGGCGGCAGCAGCACCAACAAUAUUUCCAACCCGUCCACGGCCGACUGUAGACUGGUCCGGUCGCCCACGUCGCUAGCCUCGGUGUCGGUGGUUCCGUCCCCAUCCCCACCGCUAGCGCUAAGAGUAGUCAAAAGCGAAGAACACUAA
This is a messenger RNA of Anopheles cruzii, 1587 nucleotides long. RefSeq lists its product as uncharacterized. The record is from RefSeq and is a predicted model, not a curated record. The coding region runs from base 1 to 1587 and encodes 528 amino acids. The transcript is spliced from 2 exons. NCBI's taxonomy places the organism in Eukaryota, Metazoa, Arthropoda, Insecta, Diptera, Culicidae.